This is a messenger RNA of Fonsecaea monophora, 894 nucleotides long. RefSeq lists its product as hypothetical. The record is from RefSeq and is a predicted model, not a curated record. NCBI's taxonomy places the organism in Eukaryota, Fungi, Ascomycota, Eurotiomycetes, Chaetothyriales, Herpotrichiellaceae. The transcript has a single exon. The coding region runs from base 1 to 894 and encodes 297 amino acids.
AUGGCGUCAGGAAUCCCAUAUACCCCCAAGCCUGCUACCGACAUAUUUACCCCAUAUCAAACCGACAUCGACCGACGACAAUGCAAACGAAUCGUGCCGAUGAGAGUGCUGGCACUCGGCCUGGGAAGGACGGGUACAGCCUCGUUAAGGGCAGCCCUGAAAGAGCUGGGUUACACAGACACCUACCACAUGAUGUCCGCUAGUGUUGAGAAUCCACCUGAUUGUCUCUGCUGGAUGGACGCUUUUGCUGCAAAGUAUGAGGGCAAGGGAAAGUUUGGCCGUGAGGAGUGGGAUGCGCUCCUGGGUCAUUGUCAGGCAGUCUGCGACUGGCCUGCAGUUGCCUUUGCCAAAGAGUUGAUCGAGGCGUACCCAGACGCCAAAGUCAUCAUUACAACGAGAGACGUGGAUUCGUGGCAUAACUCGGUCAUGAAAACGGUCAAUUGGCGCGCAAACGACCCUGAACUCAAGGCUGUGGCCAACUUUGACUGGGCGGCCGGGCUGUACCACCCCAUGCUACGCAAAUUCUGGAAGUAUUUCUUUUACGACGACUUUGAAAACCAGGGGAAGCAAAGAUUCCACGACUACUAUAGGGAGAUCCGAGAACUGGUGCCACCGGGCAAAUUGCUCGAGUACCGUGUCAGUUCUGGCUGGCGACCCUUGUGCGAGUAUCUCGGCGAGCCCAUCCCCGAUAAGCCAUUCCCAAGAUCCAAUGACGCGGAGAACUUCGUGCAACGAUGCAGAACACAGAACCGCAAGCAGAUGAUGAAUGUUAUCUUCCGGGCCCUUGUUGUUGGAGUACCUGUGGUUGCCACGGCUCUGUCGGCGACCUUUGCCUGCACCCACUACCUACCCAAGUUUACCGCGAACACACCACUUUGGACGGCUGCCUCUUGA